AUGGAGGAAGAUAAAGUUCAUGCUUUCUCUUCCCCCAUGCCAUUAAUGUCAGAACAUUGGAAGACUGAAGAAGGGAAGAAAUCCAAUCCCUCCAGUUUGAGUGAGGUUUUGGGCUUGCGCGAGUUAUUUUCUCCACAGGUUAGUCCCGAGAUGAUCUCCUCCAUUGAGACCAAUAUCUCAGCACCAAACCUUGUAUUGUCAAUCCUGGUAGCAAUCAUCGCGGCGAUUCUCCUAAUUGCUACCUACCCGGUUUCCGGAGGCCACAUCAACCCCGUCAUCACCUUUUCCGCGGCACUAGUCGGCAUCAUUUCCUUCUCACGAGCUGCCGUGUACAUUUUCAUGCAAUGCGUGGGAGGAGUUCUAGGUGCCUUGGCACUCAAGGCUGUGAUUAACAGCAGCCUUGAAGAAACAUUCUCACUUGGAGGUUGCACCCUAACCGUGGUUUCUCCUGACCCACAAGGGCCCAUCACGGUCAGGAUCGGGACAGGCCAGGCCCUUUGGCUCGAGAUAAUAUGCACAUUUAUUUCCCUCCUUGCGUCGAUAUGGAUGGCCUUCGACCACCGCCAAGCCCACUCCAUGGGUAAGGUUAUGGUCCUCUCUAUUGUCGGAAUAGUGGUGGGCAUUCUUGUGUUUAUCUCGACCUUUGUAACAGCUGUGAAGGGCUACGCUGGGCCUGGAAUAAACCCAGUUAGAUGCCUCGGCCCAGCACUUGUUCGUGGGGGCCACCUCUGGAUUGGCCACUGGGUUUUUUGGGUUGGGCCUACUAUUUCUUGCUUCGCUUUCUACUUAUACGUCAAGCUCAUUCCCCGUCAACAUUUCCAUGUGGAGGGCUGCAAGCAUGAUAUCUUCGACUAUGUGAAGACUCUUCCCAAGUAG
Molecule: messenger RNA, 876 nt
Organism: Rosa chinensis
Lineage: Eukaryota; Viridiplantae; Streptophyta; Magnoliopsida; Rosales; Rosaceae
Product: aquaporin AQPAe.a
Exons: 4
Coding region: 1-876 (291 amino acids)
Biological process (GO): transmembrane transport
Cellular component (GO): membrane
Molecular function (GO): channel activity
Source: RefSeq, a predicted model, not a curated record